Microdochium trichocladiopsis is the source of this 1494-nucleotide messenger RNA. Its product is annotated as chromatin remodelling complex Rsc7/Swp82 subunit-domain-containing protein. The record is from RefSeq and is a predicted model, not a curated record. Gene Ontology annotation, cellular component: nucleus. The transcript is spliced from 2 exons. NCBI's taxonomy places the organism in Eukaryota, Fungi, Ascomycota, Sordariomycetes, Xylariales, Microdochiaceae. Gene Ontology annotation, molecular function: chromatin DNA binding. Bases 1 to 1494 code for a protein of 497 amino acids.
AUGCCCGAUGCUGACGACGCCGAUUCGGACGCGGAGCCCCAGGUGGAGGCGCAGGCCAACGACGACGAGGAUGAUGAGGACGAGGACGCUGGCGCGGCGCAGAACGGGGGCGACGAUGACGAAGACGAAGGCAACAACGAGUCGGAAGGCGGUUCGGCAAAGUCGCCGUCCCCAGCGCCCGAGCCUGUGAUUAGGAAACGCAGGUUAGGCAGGCCGCCGAAGAACCGGCCGCCCGACUGGGACCAGCUGCCGAUUGAGCGACCGAACCAAGACCCGAACGAGACACCGAAAAAGCGAGGGCGCGGCGGCUACAGAGGGCGGGGCGGUCGCAAGGGCGCGCCUGCAGUGCCGACACAGCAGGAGAUUGACAAGGAGGGGACAAUGGCCGACAUCGUGGACGACGAGCUGCUUCUGGACGAGGACCCCGAGGGUGAGACCAAGGUCGACAAGAUGGGCAACUUGCUCGGCGGGCGCGAGUACCGGUGUCGCACCUUUACGGUCACGGGCCGCGGCGAGCGCCUGUACAUGUUGUCCACGGAGCCUGCGCGCUGUGUGGGCUUCAGGGACUCGUACCUCUUCUUCACCAAGCACCGGAAGCUGUACAAGAUCAUCAUCAACGAUGACGAAAAGCGCGAUCUGAUCGAGCGCGAGCUCAUCCCGCACUCGUACAAGGGCCGCGCGAUCGGUAUUGUCACCGCGCGCUCCGUGUUCCGCGAAUUCGGCUCGCUCAUCGUCGUCGGCGGACGCCGGAUUGUGGACGACUAUGAGGUUGCGAAGCUAAGAGAGGAGGGUGUGGUUGAGGGCGCCAUUGCGGAUCCUACGGAUCACUACAACCCCAAUGAGCCGUACAACAAGAACCAGUAUGUCGCGUGGCAUGGUGCCAGUGCCGUCUACCACACCAACGCACCAUCCGCCUUACCCGCCCAGGCCGGAAAGCCCGAGGUCAAGAAGCGGAGAGUGAAUGUCAAUGACACGAACUGGCAGUUGGAACAUGCCCGUGAGGCGAGCCGUUUCAACGCCGAGAUUGGCGCUAUUCGCAAACACAACAACCUGGGCGUGUAUGAACUGCACACGAACAUCAUCCACUACCCCGCGUUCAUGCAGCCCACACACGUCCGGAUAGAACAGGUGGCCCCAGCCUCGAGCAGCAGCAACAGCUCAUCACAGAAAUCCUCCUCAUCGUUCCCUCCCCUGGAUCCCAAGAUCGCGCGCAACUUCCGCGUCAUCGACACGACCAUGGAGUCCCCGGGCUCCGGGAUCGCCCCGGCGGCCAUGGAGACGCACGACGUGCCCGCCUUCCUGGCCGACUUCCAGGGUCUCGGCGCCGUGUCCGACGACAUCAAGGACCUGCUCCCGCCAGAGUGCCGCGCGGCAUUCGACACGGCUGCGGAGAAGGAGCGCAGCUGGAAGGCCCAGUGGGGGCCCGAGGCGCAGUUCGCCCACCGCCGGGCGCCCAUCAUUGACGCUGCUAUCGUGCCGUAUAGCAGGGGUUAA